CCCAAACCAACCCAAAACGUGUGGCAAUUUGGGCGGAGUAAAACAGAAGCAAAGCAGAUGAAAGACUGGUCUGUGACUCUGUUCCACAAGCAAUGGCCGCUACUCUGUCCCUAAAAUGUUCGGCUCCACAAUUCAUACCAUCUAAGGUUACCAAAUCAUCGCAAUCACUACCAAGUAAGCCAGUAGACACCUUAGCUGUGCACAACAAUCACGAUGGUGGCUUGGGAAGCUUAAAGCCCAUUAUCGUCAAUGGCGAUCCGCCUACUUUCGUCUCUGCUCCUGGUCGCAGAAUUAUCGCCGUCGGGGAUUUGCAUGGAGAUAUUGAUAAGGCGAGGCGUGCAUUCCAUAUCGCCGGUGUUUUGAGUUCUGAUGGUCAGGACUCGUGGAUCGGUGGAGAAACGGUGUUAGUUCAGCUUGGAGAUAUACUUGAUCGUGGAGAAGAUGAACUGGCGAUCUUUUCCUUGUUGAAGUCAUUGAGUUUUCAAGCAAAAGCCCAUGGUGGAGCUGUUUUCCAGCUCAUUGGAAAUCAUGAAACCAUGAAUGUAGAAGGGGAUUUCAGAUUUGCCGAUCCUGGAGCAUUCGACGAAUGUACAUACUUCCUUGAAUACUUGAAAGGACAUGGACAUGACUGGCAAAAAGCUUUCCCUGGUUGGUUUUCUGAGCGUGAUAGGUGGAAGCGGGAAAGGAAGAUGUCUCAAAGUUUGUGGGAUCGCUCCAAAUUUGGCCAGCGGCGGAAAGGUGUAACUGCACGGUCAAUCCUCUUAAGGCCUGGUGGUCCAUUAGCCACUGAGUUAUCAAGCCAUGGUGUGAUUCUCAAGGUCAACGACUGGAUCUUCUGCCAUGGUGGCACUCAUCCUCAUCAUGUUGCAUAUGGCAUAGAGAGAAUUAAUAAAGAAGUUUGUCAUUGGAUGAGAGGUCUUAUGGAUGGAAAAGAUCGUCCAAAGAUUCCUUUUAUAGCUACUAGUGGCUAUGACAGUGUUGUAUGGAGCCGAUUGUACUCCAAGGACGAUUCAUGUUUAGAAAACUAUGAGAUGAGCGAGAUCCAAUCUAUUCUUGAAGAGACACUUGCGGCAAUAGGUGCUAGAGCAAUGGUUGUAGGUCAUACGCCGCAACCUAUGGGAGCAAAUUGCAAAUAUAAUUGCCGCAUAUGGUGCAUCGAUGUCGGAAUGUCAAGUGGAGUUCUUGACUCAAUGCCUGAGGUGCUUGAGAUAAGGGAUGAUAAAGCAACUGUGUUAAGAAGCAAAAGCGAUUCUUUCCGUGAAAUUCAGGCCAUUGAUAACAUGUAGAUAGAUGUGGACCCAAAACACAAAAGGGGCAAUCAAGAAAUCCCUUUAAGUUCACUAACUUGGCUUGCGAAUCUAGUGCCAUUUUUUUCUACCCUUUUUUGUAUGUGAAAGGACCAAAAAAAUAUUUAUUUCUGUAUUUUUUGCCUCUAAGGUACAGGUUUCAGCCAUAACAACUAGAGGAUAGAUGGGGAUUCUUAAGCAUAGGGGAUAAGAAAUUGCCCUUCAGCAAAUUCAGAGCUGGAGAAGUGGAUAGGACUAUAGGAGUGCCGUCUUGUAUAAUUAUCACAUUCUUGUAAUGAACAUGUAUGUAUUCGUUCACUCUGUAAAAUAUACCAGUCUUUUAAGGGGAUCAACAGUCGUUCAAAUGUGCCCCCCCCCCCCCCCCCCCCCAAAACAAAAGGUAGCUGCUUUCCGUUUCUCCAAAAAUGUCGCUGCAUUCCUUGAAAUCAU
This is a messenger RNA of Cuscuta epithymum, 1736 nucleotides long. The record is from the annotation of a GenBank genome assembly. NCBI's taxonomy places the organism in Eukaryota, Viridiplantae, Streptophyta, Magnoliopsida, Solanales, Convolvulaceae.